Messenger RNA from Trichoderma aggressivum f. europaeum, 1083 nucleotides. RefSeq lists its product as uncharacterized. The transcript is spliced from 2 exons. Bases 1 to 1083 code for a protein of 360 amino acids. Gene Ontology annotation, biological process: alcohol metabolic process. The record is from RefSeq and is a predicted model, not a curated record. Gene Ontology annotation, molecular function: zinc ion binding; alcohol dehydrogenase (NADP+) activity. Lineage: Eukaryota; Fungi; Ascomycota; Sordariomycetes; Hypocreales; Hypocreaceae.
AUGGCAGUUCCUGACAAGUUCACCGGCUUCCAGUCCCCCAGCGCUGGCAAGUGGCUCGAGUUUGAGAAGGGCUCGUGGGAUCCCAGACCCUUUGGCGACUAUGAUGUCGACAUCAAGACAGAAUGCUGCGGUGUCUGUGCCAGUGAUCGCCACACCAUCAGCGGCGAUUGGGGCGACUGCCCUUACCCUCUGGCCGUGGGACACGAAGUCGUCGGCAAGGUCAUCCGCGUCGGCCCCAAGGUGACGCUGGCCAAGGUCGGCCAGAGAGUCGGUGUUGGCGCGCAGGUGUACUCUUGCUUGGAGUGCCGCCAGUGCAAGAACGAGAACGAGACGUACUGCAAGCACCAGAUCGAUGCCUACGGCGCCCCGUACCUCGACACCGGCUUCACAACCCAGGGAGGCUAUUCUUCUCAUUCUAGAAUCCACGAGUACUGGACAUACCCUAUCCCCGAAGCUCUGGAGAGCGCCGACGCCGCCCCCAUGCUGUGCGCCGGCAUCACCGUCUUCAGCCCCUUGAAGCGCUUCGGUGCCGGCCCUGGCAAGAAGGUCGGUGUCGUGGGUAUUGGCGGCCUGGGCCACUACGGCAUCAUGUUUGCCAAGGCCCUGGGUGCCGAGACCUGGGCCAUCUCCCGAACCCGAGCCAAGGAGGCUGACGCCCGCAAGAUGGGAGCUGAUGGCUUCCUUGCAACAUCAGAGAAGGACUGGACCAAGGGACACGAGAUGACGUUUGAUCUCAUCAUCAACACUGCCAACUCCUUCGAGGGCUUUGCUCUGGGUGAAUACCUUAGCCUGCUCGACGUCCACGGCCGAUGGAACUCUGUCGGUCUCCCCGGUGGUGAGGGUGUCUCCGUUCGAAACCAAGACUUCCUCGGAAACGGCUGCUUCAUAGGCAGCUCACAUCUGGGCAGCCGUAAGGAGAUGCUGGAGAUGUUGGACCUGGCAGCAUCCAAGGGCAUUCACUCUUGGGUAGAGAAGAUUCCCAUCUCCAAAGAAGGUCUGCAGCAGGCUAUGAACAGACUGGCAGACUCGAGCGUGCGAUACAGAUCAUGCAUGGUCAACUAUGAGGAGGCUUUCGGCGCUUAA